GGCCGGCCGGGCCCUGCCCGUGUCCUGGCCCGGAGUAGUUGCUCGUUGCCCUUGGCCUGCACUCAUUCUGAUCAUGGCUAUGAUGGCAUCACCGGCAGUCCUUCAGCCCUUAGAAACUAAACUUAAUAGUCAUAUAAGAUGGGAGAAGUAUAAAUAUACUCCCAGAGCCAUUCCUUCUAAUGCUGUAGUCGGAGGAAGGACUGAAAAAGGUGUUGAUAUAUACAUUGGUCGGGAUUUAUGGAAAGGGGAAGUGUGUUCCAUUCCAGCAACUGAAACCUAUUCCCGGUACGCAUUGUUCACUGGUGAUUCAGCGGCUGUUGAGAUUCUUGUAUGUGACGAUCACUCUAUUUUAUUUUGGGCUGAUAAAGGUGACGACAGAAUACGAAAGUUUGGAAUCAGCACAAUGGGGGUGGUUCAUGAUGAGCCUUUUGUCUGUAGACAAGGCUACCUCAUAGGUCGAACUGUACCAAAUAAAAAAACACUUUUCAACUGGCCGAAGCGUAAAUUACCACGUGACGUAUGCCUACUAGGCCAUGUUGAAUUCUCAUCACAGGCUUCACAGCUCAGUGUUCAAAACAGACUUGACAAGUACUACAGUAGUACGACAGAUAAUUAUCAAGUUUUGUGUGCGUACAGAGUACCUACUCCAGUGUAUAGCUUUACAAAGACAUGGAAAUGGGUACCAGCGUCAAAUGGAUAUUUACCACCGGGUGCUGUAGCAGGAGGAAAAGAUGAAUUCGGUGAAGUCAUUUACAUUGCUAGAGCAUUUCAUGAGUAUGAAGUACCAGCUGGGUAUGUCUCACCAUCACAGAAAUGCUGUAUUUAUCCAUGGGGUUGCACAACUCACCAAUCGUCA
This is a messenger RNA of Amphimedon queenslandica, 856 nucleotides long. RefSeq lists its product as uncharacterized. The annotation marks the transcript as partial. The transcript is spliced from 2 exons. Lineage: Eukaryota; Metazoa; Porifera; Demospongiae; Haplosclerida; Niphatidae. The record is from RefSeq and is a predicted model, not a curated record.